AUGCGGUGGUCAGCGCUGUUGGCUUGCCUCGCGGUCAUACCAUAUGAAACAGACGCAGUACCAUUGUCUAAAGAUGCUGAUCUCAUUGCCGACUUACCUGGAUUGACUUUUACCCCCACAUUCAAACAAUAUUCUGGAUAUCUAUCGGGAUCGCCUGGAAAUCAUCUGCAUUACUGGCUAGUAGAGGCUCAGUCUCAGCCACAGUGGGCUCCUUUGGUGUUAUGGCUGAAUGGUGGUCCCGGAUGUUCGUCACUCAGUGGCUUUUUCACCGAGCAUGGACCAUUCCAUCCAAGUUCUGAUGGAAUGUCAUUAGUAGAGAAUGUAAAUUCAUGGAAUAAGGCCGCAAAUGUGCUUUAUCUCGAGUCACCCCAUGAUGUUGGAUUCUCAUAUAGAGACUCCAAAACUUAUCAGAGCGAUAAUUAUUUCAAUGAUGAUAAGACGGCAAUGGACAAUGCUCAUGCUUUGCAAGAUUUCUUCCAGAAAUUUCCCGAGUACCAGAACAGGGACUUCUAUAUAACAGGAGAGUCGUACGGAGGUGUCUACGUUCCUACAUUGACGUCCUUGGUGAUACAAAUGAUCAAAAGUGGAACCCUUCCCAACGUUGAACUUGUUGGUAUGGCAGUUGGAAACGGAAUGCUUAGUCUGCAACAGCAGACCAACUCAGCAGUUGACCUUUUGUACUAUCGAGGCAUGAUCGGAAAGCAACAAUUUGACUCUCUGAAAAGCUGCUGCUUGGAUGAUGACAUUCAACCGCUCACAUACUGUAAUUUUUACCAAUUUGUGCAGUCCGACGAAUAUGGUAACAUUAUGCCAAAAAACAGCAGCAAUAGUCCGAAAUUUACUGAAUGUGGAGAAAUGGUUACGAGUUUAGCUAUGGAUGACGUGUGGGCGACAGCGAACGACGUGUAUAACUCAUAUCAAGACUGCUACAACUUCACAUCUUUGAGCUCUGGAGGCUUGCAGGGUGAAGCCGGUAGACGAACAUGGAAGACGGUCAUGGGAUCAAAUCGAAUGCGACAAAUCGUACAACAGAAUGAUGAUUUGGCAGCCAUAUUCAGCACGGGGUCGAAUCCAUUCAUCGAUCAAGGAUCUCUUUUCAACGCCAAUUCUACGGAUGCGAUGGGAGGAUUUGCCUGCUAUAUGGAUUCUGCUACACAAACUUAUCUGAGUUUGCAACAAACUCGUAAGGCACUGCAUAUCCCGGAUUUUGUACAGCCAUGGGUUGACUGCAACAUGGAUAUCAACUCCAAGUACUACCAUCAGCAAAAUCACGAUAUGACACCGGUUUUUCAGAAUAUCAUCGGCUCAGGAUAUAAGCUGAAGAUGCUCAUAUAUAAUGGCGAUGUGGAUAUGGCUUGUAAUUUCCUUGGUGAUGAAUGGUUCAUCGAGAAUUUGGCUAGUUUGUACAAUUUCACAAUCCUCUCGGAUCGUUACGCAUGGAAUUACACCUGGGGUUCAUUUCUGCCCCAACUCGGAGGUUAUGUGAAGUCUUGGAACUAUAAUCAAAUCUCACUAGAUCUGCUGACUGUAAAGGGAGGUGGUCAUUUCGUUCCCACUGAUAGACCCGGUCCAGCAUUGCAAAUGUUCUACAAUUUCUUGUAUACUGGAAACUACAAUAUCUCGAUACCCUAUUCGCUAAAUCCGCAGCCGUUACUCCAACAAUUUCUGGCCCCACCGCAGCCGUCAUUUACAAGAAAACAGGCAGAUCGGGUGUGGACGCUACCUGGAGUGACUUACGAGCUAAAUUUCAAACAGUAUUCUGGCUACCUCAACGGUGUUACGGGUAACUACUUGCACUACUGGCUGCUCGAGUCCCAAACUAAUCCUCAAACUGAUCCGCUUGUUCUUUGGCUGAAUGGAGGCCCAGGAUGUUCUUCACUGAUGGGACUUCUCAGUGAACUCGGCCCAUUCCAUCCAAAUCCGGAUGGAAUUACCCUUUUCGAAAAUGUUUACUCAUGGAACAAAGCUGCUAAUAUGUUAUUUUUGGAAUCACCACGAAAUGUCGGCUUUUCCAUUCAAAAUUUGACCUUGAAUCCGGAUGAUGUGUACAAUGACGAAAAGACCGCAUAUGACAGUAUGCUGGCAUUAAAGGACUUCCUUAAUGUGUAUCCCGAGUACAAUGGCAGGCCGUUCUUCAUUACAGGUUAG
Molecule: messenger RNA, 2148 nt
Organism: Cylicocyclus nassatus
Lineage: Eukaryota; Metazoa; Nematoda; Chromadorea; Rhabditida; Strongylidae
Source: the annotation of a GenBank genome assembly